AUGGCGGGACUUUUAUGCUAUCAGCAGGUCUACCAUCCUAAUAUUGACCUGGAAGGCAGUGUCUGCCUAAACAUUCUUCGAGAAGACUGGAAACCUAUCCUAAAUAUAAAUAUUAUCGUCUAUGGAUUGUUUCACCUAUUCAUGCAACCAAAUCAUGAGGAUCCUAUGAAUUCUGAUGCAGCUAAUGUGUUGAGAGAUGAUCUGAAUAAGUUUAAAUCCAAUGUGAAGCUGGCUAUGGGAGGUGGUUCUGUAGGAGAACUGGGCUCAUCCAUUGGUGAGAACAGACAGGUUGUGUCAAAUGUUGGGACCCACGGUAAACGGCUUGGACCCCAUGUUUGA
Messenger RNA from Dovyalis caffra, 339 nucleotides. The record is from the annotation of a GenBank genome assembly. NCBI's taxonomy places the organism in Eukaryota, Viridiplantae, Streptophyta, Magnoliopsida, Malpighiales, Salicaceae.